Olea europaea var. sylvestris is the source of this 1287-nucleotide messenger RNA. Its product is annotated as probable carboxylesterase 8. Gene Ontology annotation, molecular function: hydrolase activity. The transcript has a single exon. Bases 35 to 1096 code for a protein of 353 amino acids. The record is from RefSeq and is a predicted model, not a curated record. Lineage: Eukaryota; Viridiplantae; Streptophyta; Magnoliopsida; Lamiales; Oleaceae.
UUCUUCUGUUAUUUUCUGAAAGAAAAGAAAAACAAUGGCUAUGGCUAUAUACAAAUUUCUUCUGUUAUUCCUUUUGUUCUGUCAAUUUGGGCAGAAAAUCAUAUCAUCUGAUGAACAGAAAACACCAACACACACUCUACAAGAAGCCUACGAUGCUCUUGGAAUCAAACCAAACCCUGAUGGCUCCUUAACAAGAGAAAUUAGAAUCCCAAUGGUAAAUGCAACACCAAAUAUUGAACCUACUUCAACCACUCAAAUUGCACUCUCCAAAGACAUACCUUUGAACCCUUUUACCAAAACCUUCAUACGUCUCUAUAAACCUUUAAACCCUACAAAAAAUAGUAAAAUUCCACUCAUAAUCUACUUGCAUGGAGGUGACUUUGUCCUUUUCAGUGCAAAAACUGUCAUUUUUCAUGAAUUUUGCAAUCAAAUUUCGGCGCAGUUCCCAGCAGUCGUGGCAUCGGUCGAGUACCGUCUCGCCCCCGAGCACCGUCUCCCUGCAGCCUUCGAUGAUGCCAUGGAUGCCAUCAUCUGGGCUAGAAACCAGGCAGCGUGUGUUAAUGGUGGUGAUGGAUGGAUGAAACAGUUAGUUGAUUUUUCUCAUGUUUUCUUAUUGGGCAGUAGUGCAGGAGGAAAUAUAGUGUACCAUGCAGCCCUACGCGCAUUCGAUCUUAAUCUUUCACCAAUCAAGAUCAGAGGGCUGAUAAUGAAUCAGGCUUAUUUUGGUGGGGUCCACAGGACUGAAUCAGAGAUCAGACUAAGUGAAGAUGCUUAUGUUCCCUUAUAUGUAAAUGAUCUUCUGUGGUCCUAUGCAUUGCCAAAGAAUGCCAAUAGAGAUCAUGUAUUCUGUAAUCCAUUGAUGAUUGGUGAUCUUGGGAAGAUCAGAAGGUUGCCAAGAGUUUUGAUAAAAGGUGAUGAAGGAGACCCACUUGUUGAUAGGGAGAAAUUGUUAGCAAAGUUUUUAAAGGGAAAUGGUGUUCAAGUUGUUUCAAUAUUUAAUGGAGGGGGAAAUCAUGGGAUAGAGCUUAGUAAUACAACUGCAGCUCAAGCUUUAUAUGAUGCUAUGAAGGAUUUCAUUCUAUCUACUAUAAAUUGAUGAAUCCCUUGAUCAAUUUGUUAGUUGAGUCUCCAAAGCUGGACAGGUAUCAUCUUGUUGCGUGCUUAUAUAGAGCUGGACGAGAGUUUUAUUUUCUUGAACUGUGCUGUGUAUCCUUUGUUUUUCUACCAUGUUUGGUGUUCCACACCUCCAUCUCUCAAGAAUAAGAAAUAUAAUGACCAAUUACAACA